Molecule: messenger RNA, 534 nt
Organism: Lactuca virosa
Lineage: Eukaryota; Viridiplantae; Streptophyta; Magnoliopsida; Asterales; Asteraceae
Source: the annotation of a GenBank genome assembly
AUGUCCGAACAACAACAACCGGAGCAAACACCAUUGGUGUACCCGGUCUCCGAGACAAGCCCGCCAGUACACCGCCAGUCAGACGGUGGUUCAUUUGGGGCGGUUUUCAUCGUCCUGGCGGUGAUAGUGGUGGUGUCAGCAGUGGCUUGUUUUCUUGGGCGACUCUGUAACAAGCGCCACAACAAAUCCAAGCCACCUAAGCAUGGGCACGCUGCUCGCGGGCCCAAAGAGAAAGAAAUGAAACCUAACCGUAACGCGUUUCAAACGAAAGAUGGAGACAUUGAAUUUGGAUUUGAUAAACGGUUUUCAAGUGCUAAGGUGGCGGCUAAUGGUGAGCCGAUGAUGGGUAGGCCUAAUUCAUACAAGGAACAGUCUAUGGGAAGAUCCGACCCGUCUAUGGGAAGACCCGACCCGUCUAUGGGAAGGCCUAAUUCGUUUAGAAAGGGUGAAUUUAGAGAUGAUCAAAUGAGGUAUGGUGGUAAUCAAGAUCAUGAGAUGAAUUUUAAAUCAGGACCAGGGCCACAACAUUAUUGA